Molecule: messenger RNA, 1032 nt
Organism: Phaethon lepturus (White-tailed tropicbird)
Lineage: Eukaryota; Metazoa; Chordata; Aves; Phaethontiformes; Phaethontidae
Product: beta-1,4-galactosyltransferase 3-like
Exons: 6
Biological process (GO): carbohydrate metabolic process
Molecular function (GO): glycosyltransferase activity
Source: RefSeq, a predicted model, not a curated record
AUGUCCUUCUCUCGUGUCGAAAAUCCUUGUUUUCUGCUCUUUCUGUUUGUCUUCCAAGCAAUAUUUAUCCUGAUACUCUACCGAGGUGGACCUUCCAACUUGUUUCGUGGGUUUUUAGACUCGCAUCAGGUUCUGGAUUACUCAAAAACUCACGAUGUGUAUACAAACCUCAGUUUGUUUACCCAAGCUCCUAAUGAAGAAGCCAUGCCGUACUGCUCAGCUCAGUCACCAAUAUUUGUUGGUCCACUAACCAUCACCUUCAGGGUGCUCCCUAGUGAAAGAAUGAUCAUCAAAAAAAAUCCUUUUGUUCAGUCUGGUGGACGCUACAGGCCACCUCACUGCUUGGCCCGCUACAAGUCAGCCAUCCUUAUAGCCUACAGGAACCAGGAGAAGUACCUUCACCACCUUCUCUACUAUAUUCACCCUUUCUUGCAGCGCCAGCAGCUCAGUUACAGAAUCUACUUGAUUCAGCAGGUGGGGAAUGGUACAUUUAACCGAGCAAAGCUGCUUAAUGUUGGUGUCCGGGAGGCCCUGAAGGAUGAAGACUGGGACUGCCUUCUCCUGCAUGAUGUUGACCUAGUACCUGAGAAUGAUUACAAUCUCUAUGUUUGUGAUGAAUACUAUCCCAAGCAUAUGGCUAGUGCCAUGGAUAAGUUUCAGUACACUCUGCCAUAUAAGUCCUUUUUUGGGGGUGUAUCUGCUCUGACUCCAGAACAUUACAUGAAGAUGAAUGGGUUUCCCAACACAUACUGGGGCAGCGGUGGUGAAAAUGACGACAUUGCUACAAGGUACUAAUGCACAGGAUGGAUAGUCCGGACAUCACCUCACCUUGGACGCUACAAAGUGAUGGACUACAAUGAAGAGACAGAGACACAAGAGAUGUGGAGAAGGCCUACUUCUCGACACAACACCAGAAAAACAUGGAAGGAUGAUGGAAUGAAUUCAUUAGAGUUCAAGCUCCUUUCCAGGACAAAGCAUCCUCUUUAUACCAACAUCACUGUGGACAUUGGAUAUGUUCCCCCAUUUUCUUAA